This is a messenger RNA of Salarias fasciatus (jewelled blenny), 2397 nucleotides long. RefSeq names its product alpha-L-fucosidase 2 (gene fuca2). The coding region runs from base 146 to 1516 and encodes 456 amino acids. Gene Ontology annotation, molecular function: alpha-L-fucosidase activity. The record is from RefSeq and is a predicted model, not a curated record. Gene Ontology annotation, biological process: glycoside catabolic process; fucose metabolic process. NCBI's taxonomy places the organism in Eukaryota, Metazoa, Chordata, Actinopteri, Blenniiformes, Blenniidae. Gene Ontology annotation, cellular component: lysosome. The transcript has 7 exons.
UGGUUCUCACAUGAUUUUUAUUGUUACAUCUCCACCUUAUCUGUCUUACCUGUCUCAUUGUUUCCCCUUCAGUGCAUGCCUCCUCAUGUGAUAACCAUCAAGUUUAACCGGAUUAUUUUCCACACACAGACCGAUUAGGUCUGAAAUGGGGUCGCGGAAGGUAAUUGCCGCACUUUUGCCGCUGUUUCUUUUGACGAUCGGCGUCUGCGAAGGACAAUAUGAACCCAACUGGGAAUCAAUCGACUCCAGACCACUGCCCGAGUGGUACGAUCAGGCCAAGUUUGGCAUCUUCAUACACUGGGGGGUGUUUUCCGUCCCGAGCUUUGGCAGCGAGUGGUUCUGGUAUUACUGGCAGAAGCUCAAACUGAAGCCUUAUGUUGACUUCAUGCAGAAGAAUUAUCCUCCAGGUUUCCAUUAUGAAGACUUUGCACCGCAGUUCACCGCUGAGUUCUUCGAUGCCAAGGAGUGGACUGAAAUCUUUGCCUCAUCGGGAGCAAAAUACAUCGUCCUGACCACGAAACACCAUGAAGGCUUCACUCUCUGGGGCUCGAAAAACUCCUGGAACUGGAACGCAGUGGACAUCGGACCCAAGCGAGACUUGGUGGACGAGAUGGCGAGCGCCCUGCGGGCGAACAGCGACCUUCACCUGGGCCUGUACCACUCUCUCUUUGAGUGGUUUAACCCACUCUUUCAAACUGACGCUGCAAACGCUUUCAAGACAAAUUACUUCCCCACCGCCAAGACCCUGCCCGAGCUUUACGAGCUCGUCGUUAAGUACAAGCCGGAGGUGCUGUGGUCCGACGGGGACGGGGACGCACCGGACACCUACUGGAACAGCACGGCCUUCUUGGCCUGGCUCUAUAAUGACAGUCCGGUUCGAGACACGGUGGUGACGAACGACCGCUGGGGUUUGAACAGCAUCUGCAAACACGGCGGUUAUUACACCUGCUCCGACCGCUACCAGCCGGGACACCUGCUCAAACACAAGUGGGAAAACUGCAUGACCAUUGACAAAAACUCCUGGGCCUACCGACGCAACGCGCCUCUCAGCGACUACCUGACCAUCGACACGCUCGUGGCGACUCUGGUGGAGACGGUGUCCUGUGGAGGAAACCUGCUGAUGAACAUCGGCCCGACACAUGACGGGCGGAUCGUGCCGAUCUUCGAGGAGCGUCUGAGGCAGAUGGGUCAGUGGCUGCGGGUCAACGGGGACGCCAUCUACAACACGACGGCGUGGCGAGCCCAGAACGACAGCGCAACACCUAGAGUGUGGUACACGUUCAAGCCUCAGGAAAAGUCCGUCUUUGCCAUUUUACUUGAGUGGCCGAGUAAUGGGGCAGUAAUACUCCAUGAACCGAUGACAGAAGGACUGACUCAGGUGGAGCUUCUUGGUCACGGGCCUCUGAAGUGGGAUCCUGUGGAGCCCGUGGGGCUGCGGGUCCUCCUGCCCCUGCUGUCCGUCGGCCAGAUGCCGUGCCAGUGGGCCUGGACGCUGAGGCUGACAGGUGCCACUUGAAGGAAAGCCGCCGCCUUUUAAGAACAGACGACAGGGCGGCCAUCAGAGCCGCCAACGGAUGUUUGAAUCAUGAACAACACAGCUCGAGUCUGUACGAAAAGUCCAAGGACACAGUCGAUAACUUGCACUAUGAUUGCACAAAGUAAUCUUUAAAAAUAUGUGUGCAGCGAACCAUAUAAAUAUAUAUAAAAAAAACAUGAUUACUGUUUUUUGUACGAAGCAGCUUUAUUGGUGAAGGAUUUAUGUUGGAGCUCAGGUGAGAGGAGACGCUGUGGAGACCUUGCUGUAGGGGAUGUGACAUUUGAGACCUCUGUGGUUGAUUUAUUCAGAAUGAAAUUGCAGAUUUUUGCACUUCUAUACUUUCAAGGAUAUUUGAUUUGCCUCAGUGUUCAAACAAGAGUUUAUAUUUUACUUGCGAUUGUCCCUGCCGGAGGAAAACCAGAUUAAAUCUUGACUUUGAGUCCAGUCUUCGAUGCAGGUUUCAGUGAUUUGCUGAAAGGAUUUUGUUAAAUGUUUGUGCAUCUUUGUACAUUUCGGCAGCUUUUAAGGAACUAUGAAGGGAAGAAAAGAAGUUUUCUGAGCACAUUGGCCUCAUCAGGUCCGGUGAAAUGGUUAGCAGAGUAAAGUGAUGCAAAGAGGAAAUAAAUGCCGCAGAGCUUUGUCAGGCAUGCUGAUUGGUGGGGCGAUCUGGGUAUUUGCCUGAUUUUUAAUCCUUUUAAUGUCACCUGACAACUGAACUGUCACCUCUUUGUGGUCGGGUUUUAGUUCAUAUUGUGUCUCUUGCUUUUGCUUUUCUGCUCAGGAUGAAUUUUCUUUUUCUUCACAACGACAGUGCAUUUUUUCUGGCCUUUUUUACAGGAAUAAAAUGUUGAACAAUAAAU